Messenger RNA from Rhinichthys klamathensis goyatoka, 1841 nucleotides. RefSeq names its product LIM homeobox 6a (gene lhx6a). The coding region runs from base 527 to 1651 and encodes 374 amino acids. Lineage: Eukaryota; Metazoa; Chordata; Actinopteri; Cypriniformes; Leuciscidae. Gene Ontology annotation, cellular component: nucleus. The transcript is spliced from 9 exons. Gene Ontology annotation, biological process: regulation of transcription by RNA polymerase II; neuron differentiation; forebrain neuron development. Gene Ontology annotation, molecular function: DNA-binding transcription factor activity, RNA polymerase II-specific; RNA polymerase II transcription regulatory region sequence-specific DNA binding. The record is from RefSeq and is a predicted model, not a curated record.
CCCAGUAUUGUUUUUUUUUAUCGCUGAUUUGUCAGACAAUUAAAGCCCAAACUGCAUCACAAAAUGUCGCUCCACACUCAGGCCACAUCUCUUCCCUCCCCUCUGAUCUGUAAACUUUCAGAAGGUAGGCUGUGCUCUGACUGCCUAUGAGGAGAGCAGGAGCAAAACCUGCCAGCCCCUCAAUUUUCUCCACUUCCUGUACUCAAGCAACUGCAUCCCAAAAGAGGGAAAAAGUAGGAAAUAUCCUGCAAACGGUUCUAAAUAAGGCGUCCCGACGAACCGCUCGCGCUCGGCGCGUCUGCUCCCGGUUUACUGACUAUCACGAAUGUGAAGACUUCUUUUACACGGUUUUUCUUACUGAUUAUUGAUCGUUAUGGUCGUUAUUGAUUGACUAUACGAGAGGAAACGGCGAUUAGGGUUCAAAUUAGACCGACUUUUACCGGACAGGGCGCAUGGGAUAAGGAAUAUUUAACAACAACAAAAAAAUCCCGCUUGAAGCCAUAUCUAAAGAAGGUUAAACCGUCAAAUGUAUUGGAAAAAUGAGGCUUUGGCCCCUCUAUCAGAGGGAAAUCAGUUUCUAUCCGAAGGAAUUCCCUCAAAACAGGUGAUCUCUCCAGACUCGCACAGCACACCGGGAGCCUCGCGCUGCGUGGACGCGCAACACGGACACGCGAUGUCACAGUCUGACGGAGAAUCUCACAGAUCUAAUAUGGAGAAAGAGGACACGCGCUCUUCGCCCAGUCCUCCGUCGACUCCGUCCAUCUGCUCGCCCCCGUCCAGCGCCUCGUCCGUGCCGUCCACCGGGAAGAACGUGUGCGCGAGCUGCGGGCUCGAGAUCCUCGACCGAUAUCUGCUCAAGGUUAAUAAUCUGAUCUGGCACGUGAGGUGUCUGGAAUGUUCCGUGUGCAGGACUUCACUACGUCAACACAACAGCUGCUACAUUAAAAACAAGGAAAUCUUCUGUAAAAUGGAUUAUUUCAGGUUUGGUACAAAGUGUGCCCGCUGUGGCCGGCAGAUCUACGCCAGCGACUGGGUCCGGCGAGCCAGGGGCAAUGCCUACCAUCUGGCCUGCUUCGCCUGCUUCUCCUGCAAACGCCAGCUGUCCACAGGCGAGGAGUUCGGGCUGGUGGAGGAGAAAGUACUGUGUCGGAUCCAUUACGACACAAUGGUGGAGAACCUGAAACGGGCCGCUGAGAGUGGAAGCGGACUCACUCUGGAGGGGGCGGUGCCGUCGGAACAGGAUAGUCAACCGAAACCGGCCAAAAGGGCACGGACGUCCUUCACUGCGGAACAACUGCAGGUAAUGCAGGCACAGUUUGCACAGGACAACAACCCUGACGCACAGACCCUGCAGAAGUUGGCAGACAUGACAGGAUUGAGUAGACGAGUCAUACAGGUUUGGUUUCAAAACUGCAGAGCGAGACAUAAAAAGCACACUCCACAGCACGGCGGCCCACCUCAAGCUCACCCGCAGGCCCGCAUGCCCCCCUCACUGCCCGACGAGCUGCAUUACUCCCCUUUCGGCAGUCCUGAGAGAGCGCGCAUGGUGGCCCUGCACGGGUACAUCGAAAGUCAUCCGUUCUCGGUGCUCACUUCACAGAGCCUCCCUCAUCAGGCCAUGACGCUGCCGCAGCUCCCUCUCAGCCGCUAGCGCUCGCACUGACCCCCGACCCCUUCACCCUGACCUUGCAAUCACUCCUGCGCCGACCCCACAGGCUGAAGGAGAAGGUCACGGUACCACUUGCUCUUGACCUCUGAACUCGCAAGGAGAGAGACUGCUUCCUCUCUGGUUUCGCCGGACGGGAUUUUACUCGCUUGCAUCUAGUCGCGGAUGGUUAAGG